ACUGCCGUCCGUGUUCUGAGCACCGCCGCGACCUCACUGCCGAGCUUCUCCUCAUCCGCCGACCUCUCCAAACCCUAACCUCAGUGGGUCUCACCGAUUUCUCCACAGCCAAACUCGUCACAGCCAAGCGACAUCUCCACAGCCAAAUUUUGCCAUCCUCAUAUUUCGUGUUUAAGAAAUAUGAGGAUGGCAAAAUUCAAUUCAACAAAAAGGUAGUCAAAAAUCAGAACCAGACAAUUGAAUCGUCGCCGGAAAAUUGCCCAGACGUUAAUUCCGGCGAAUUUCCUCAGUUGGGAUUUCAGCGAGCUUCGCCAAAAUUUAUGGAAACUAGGGACAGUACGAUUACAGCUUCGCCGCUGCGGUGUAAGACUUGCCUUUUCUCUCUCUCUAGACUCUUAGCAAAGGAAACGCAACAACUCCCCCACUUUCAUUGCAUGCUCUGCUCAUCUCCUCCUUGCUGUCCAUCCUCUUUUCUCUCUCUACACAAAUUAUUAUCCAUCUAUCAACAAAGCAACCCAAAAUCACAAGAAUUAAGCAAGAAACAACAUCUCUCAUGGCUGUUGAAGCAUGACAUCUCAACUUCUUUCCUCCUGAACUCAUCACAAACAGAGAUUUUAUCAAAAUAUGUGAGGCAAACACAAAUAUAUAUAAUACCCAGAUUGGUUCCGCAGCUCCUUUCACCGGAACAAUGCCAGAAACAAUCUCACCGGCUUUCCAUCAAUAUUCUCUGGUCUGUGAUACAGUUCCGGCAAAAACGUCGAUGAAGGCUGAUAGUUGACUCAACUACAAUCUUCCUGCUCCAAGGAAGUGUUCCAGAGAUUCAAUGAACACUGGUUGACUAAGAGGGGGGAAAUUUUCGGCGGCUACAAGAGGAGAGAGAAAAGACACACGGGAAAUUUGGUGGCUCAUUCAUGCCGUCCUCUCCACUGUGCUUACUGGAAUCAUUUCGUCAAGCUCGCUGCCAUCGUCGGCCACACCCAGCUCGCAUGCUCAUCGGUAAAUCCUUGUGCCACCGUCCUCUGUCCUCGUCGGCGCCGUUUCUGGGUUGUCGGUAGCACAACGGGAAAUUUGGUUAAAAGCCGUGUUUGGCUUUGUUGCUAAUUAUUAAGGGUAUUCUUGUCCUUUCAUGCUUCUAAGGGCAGUAUGGUCUUUUACAAUAUUCAACAAAUUUUAACGGCCAUUUCUCACCGGAUCUUGGCCCGGGUGAUCUGCAAUUGUUUUUUUGCAUAGUUUAGGGAGUUUUCUGUAAUUUUGAUAA
Molecule: messenger RNA, 1258 nt
Organism: Cornus florida
Lineage: Eukaryota; Viridiplantae; Streptophyta; Magnoliopsida; Cornales; Cornaceae
Exons: 2
Coding region: 321-764 (147 amino acids)
Source: RefSeq, a predicted model, not a curated record